AUGUCGCCGCACAACUACUACCCUGUGACGGCGCCGUCGUCGUCCUCCCCGACGCCUGCCGGCGUCUCGCCCUCGCAGUCUCCGAGCAUCAACCACUGGACCCAUCCCGGCCCUGCCUCAGCCGAUUUCCGUUCUGACACAAUCACCACCCCUACCGCCAGCAUGCUCGCAGCCAUCGCCUCGACCACCCUCGGCGAUGAUGUCUUCCUCGAGGACCCGACAACCAACGCGCUGCAAGCCUGGAUCGCCGACAUGCUCGGCAAGCCGGCCGCACUUCUCGUCAUGUCUGGUACCAUGGGCAACCAAGUCGCCAUUCGGACCCACCUGCAGGGACCCCCUCACUCGGUGCUCUGCGACCACCGCGCGCACAUUCUGCGCGCCGAGGCCGGCGGUGUCGCCGCCCUCUGCGGCGCUCAGCUCGAGGGCGUCUUCCCCGCAAACGGCAGCUACCUGACGCUCGAGGACGUGCAGGCGCACGCGGUGCUCUCGGACGACAUCCACGGCUGCCCGACGAAGCUGAUCGAGCUGGAGAACACGCUCGGCGGCAACGUCAUGCCGCUGGCCGAGAUGCAGCGCAUCGGCGCCUGGGCCCGCGAGCACGGCAUCAUCACCCACCUCGACGGCGCGCGCCUGUGGGAAGCCGUGGCGGCCGGCCACGGCACCCUGCGCGAGUACGCGGCCUGCGUCGACAGCAUCCAGCUGUGCUUCAGCAAGGGCCUCGGCGCCCCCAUGGGCUCCAUCAUCGUCGGUACCGACGCCUUCGUCACCCGCGCCCGCUGGAUCCGCAAGAGCAUCGGCGGCGGCAUCCGCAUGGCCGGUGUCGUGAGCAGCGCUGCUCGCAAUGCCGUCGAGGAACAGUUCCUCGGCGGCCGUCUGCUGCGCACGCACGAGCAGGCGAGGCGGCUGGCUGACAAGUGGCAGGGGCUCGGUGGUGUGCUGAGCGUGCCGACCGAGACGAACAUGGUCUGGUUGGACGUCAAGAAGAGUGGGGUUAAGGCCGAGGACAUCGUCACGCUGGCGGCGGAGAAGGGCAUCAAGACUUUCGGCACCAGGAUCGUCGUGCAUUACCAAAUUUCCGAAAUGGCCAUGCAGGGGCUGGAAGAGGUCAUGGAGGAGGUUAUGAGAAAUAAGAAGGCCGCCGCCCCGGCAACUAAUGGCACUGCUGCAGCAUAA
Molecule: messenger RNA, 1173 nt
Organism: Lasiodiplodia theobromae
Lineage: Eukaryota; Fungi; Ascomycota; Dothideomycetes; Botryosphaeriales; Botryosphaeriaceae
Product: L-allo-threonine aldolase protein
Exons: 2
Coding region: 1-1173 (390 amino acids)
Biological process (GO): L-threonine catabolic process; glycine biosynthetic process
Cellular component (GO): cytosol
Molecular function (GO): L-allo-threonine aldolase activity
Source: RefSeq, a predicted model, not a curated record